CCGGAUAUGCGUGAGUCACGUCCUGCGGAAGUAAACAAUCCCCAGCUGACGUGGAGGAGCAGACGGACACCAACCAGCUGGACAAAGUGAAGUAAAUCCAGUGCUUUAGAGGACCAUUUGUCGCUCCAGUUUCUGUAUUUGUUGAUUAUUUAUUAAAUGGACUCUGAAGGUGUGCUCUAAACUCCCGCGAUAAACCAACGGCUCUUGUUAAGAGACAGAAAUCUCUUAAGAAAAAUGGCGGCAGCGGAGGAGGCCAGCAGACCGUUCGCCGGCCUGUCAGAAGUCUCCAUCUCGGAGGACAUCACGGUGGAGGGAGACAUCUCGGUGCCCGUCGGCCCGUCCACCAGGCGGGACGAUGAGUUGUCCACGCUGGACGAGCCCGUGAGGGAGACCAUCCUGCGGGACCUGCGUGCGGUGGGGAACAAGUUUGUCCACGUCCUGUACCCGAAGCGGAGCACGGCUCUGCUGCGGGACUGGGACCUGUGGGGCCCGCUGCUGCUCUGCGUCACGCUGGCUCUGCUGCUGCAGGCUGGCGCCGCGGACAGCGACGACCAGGGGGGGCCGCAGUUCGCGGAGGUCUUCGUCAUCAUUUGGUUCGGCUCCAUCAUCAUCACCCUCAACUCCAAGCUGCUGGGCGGCACCAUCUCCUUCUUCCAGAGCCUGUGUGUGUUGGGCUACUGCAUCCUGCCUCUGACGGCGGCCAUGGCCGUGUGCCGGAUCGUGCUGGUCGGCGGCUCGGGGACGGUCAGCUUCGCCGUGCGGCUGGUGGUGGUGACGGCGUCCUUCGGCUGGUCCACCUUCGCCUCCACGGCCUUCCUCGCCGACAGCCAGCCUCCCGACCGCAAGGCGCUGGUGGUGUACCCGGUUUUCCUUUUCUACUUCGUGAUUGGGUGGAUGAUCCUGACGUUCUCGCCGUCACAGUAGAAGACGAGGCGUUCGUUAAACUGACAGCGACGAGGGGAGGGUUUUUUGUGGAGCGGAAGAACUCAAACAAAGGCGGUGUGGGCCUUGGAAUGAAGCUGAAGGACUGCUGAAGUGACCGGGACUGGUCCCGGGCCUCUGGGACACCAAAAUAAUUCCUUUUCAGGCGAAGCUCGUCCUCGGAUUCAGAGAAGUCCGGUGGACACUGUGCUGCAGAUGGAGAGUUAAUAAAGCUGAUGAUUAUGUUCAGGAGCUGUGUAGAAAUAAAGUCCCUAGGCCUGUA
This is a messenger RNA of Etheostoma cragini (Arkansas darter), 1204 nucleotides long. It is a transcript of the gene yipf6, whose product is annotated as Yip1 domain family, member 6. Bases 235 to 924 code for a protein of 229 amino acids. Gene Ontology annotation, biological process: endoplasmic reticulum to Golgi vesicle-mediated transport. The record is from RefSeq and is a predicted model, not a curated record. NCBI's taxonomy places the organism in Eukaryota, Metazoa, Chordata, Actinopteri, Perciformes, Percidae. The transcript is spliced from 2 exons. Gene Ontology annotation, cellular component: trans-Golgi network; membrane.